CAUUAAACCCCAACCUGUUGCCCAACCCAAAACCUGCAAUCCGCCUAGGUUGCCCCCUGCACCCGCGAACUCAAAGGUUGGUGACUGCGUUUGCGCCUCCCUACUCCGCUUCCGUCGGCUGCCCAGAUCCUUGCUCCGCCUCUCCGCCAGUCGCCCAGUCCACCGCUUCCCGCCGCAGGUUGCUGCCCACUGCCUUCCCGCUCAGCCACCCAGGACGCUGACCGGCGGCCGCCACUGCCUUAGAAUGGAAAUUCAAGAAGAUGAGCCAAUGCAUGAGUGCGGCAAAAAGAUCUUGGAGAUCUUCUCAGAAUUUAUGGCAAGGAUUGUAAAAAUUGAGGAACUAGCAUCCGUAGGAAACAGAAUGCUAGUUGGCUUCCAGCAAGGACUUGAGUAUGUUCGAAGGCCUCAGAUUGAAGAGAAAUCUGAGCUGGUUGAGUUCAUUCUUAAAGCUAAUCAAACCAAGAGACUGGUAUCUUAUAUUGAAGCUGGAUGCAAGAAUACCAAUGACAGUAUUAAUAGUAUAAACAAGUAAGUGCAUGUGUGCCUCCAAGGACUCCAGGAUCAUAAGAUGCAAGCAAAAUACUUGAUGGAUGAACUGGAUUGCCUUCUGAAUGAUGCUGAAGCUGUAGUGCGAAGUGCAAAUUAUAGUCUGCCUUGCACUACAAUUGAUCGAGAUAUUAACCGCAGUUUGGACUUUAAAGCAGAUUUUUUGGAGGAGGAGGUGGCUUCCGGUGUUCUGAAGUCUGAAGUAAUUGACAUUGCUAUGAUGAUGGCUGUAGUAUGCAGUAUGAUUAAGAAAGACUAUGUGAUGCAGGAAAAGAUCAUUUCAUCUCUAAACCUCAAGACGUCUACCGGAGAGCUGGACACCUACUGUCUAAUGUGGUCACUGCGACCUUAUGUAGAUGAUGAGAUCAUGGCGAAAGCGUGGAAACUUGUCCAUUGACCGUUGUGAACUUCAUGUUCCGUUACUAUACAAACGAAACAUUUAGUGUUUUCUUGGCUAUUUAUUUCUUCAACACCGAAUCUCUUGUAUUUCACUGGCCUUGUAACUUUCAUCGUAAUUUGGAAGGCAUUUUUCUACUUUUUUGUUAGCAAAUUUAUUGUCUGGCCUUGCUUAUUUGCAUCACUUGCAGCAUUGGGUAAUAUAUACAAUCGUAUAUACAACCAAAAACAAAUGAUGCUUUGUGAAAAAAAUGUAGACGUUUCAGAUUGUUGAGAAUCCGAAGAAAAAAGUGCAUCAUUCUCAAUUGUUUUUUUCACUUUUCAGAGACUACUUAUAUAGACUACUUGCUAGAUCAUUGCAAGCUGCUGUAAGAGGGAG
Molecule: messenger RNA, 1321 nt
Organism: Cuscuta epithymum
Lineage: Eukaryota; Viridiplantae; Streptophyta; Magnoliopsida; Solanales; Convolvulaceae
Source: the annotation of a GenBank genome assembly